AUGGAAGGUGACAUUGGCGAGCAGGGUAGUUGCACAACGUGUGCGUACACUGAGGAUUUCUCCAACUAUUGGACAGCGGCAAUGUACUUCAGACAUGAGAACGGUUCCUACAAACGGGUUCCGCAAUACCCAAACGCUCAAUUAGGUACUGAGGGCCGUAACGCGACUGACAUCAAAGGCGGCAUGACCAUCUACUAUACUCAGAAGGAUUUCGAUUCUAACGGCAACCAACAUAUCACCGCUUUCAAACCCGGCUUCCGGAUGACUGUCGGCAGUCCCACAACAAACACCCUCGACGGCGCAAAAGCCCACCCAGGUCUUCGCUAUACCUGUCUGCAGACAAUCCUGACCCGGGGUAGCGAGACUCCAGACUUCCCCAACAAACCCUGCCCCGCCGGCAUCAUGGCCAUCCACCACUUCCCUUCGUGCUGGGACGGAAAGAAUCUCGAUAGCCCCGACCACCAGUCUCACAUGUAUAGUACCACCAAAGGUGGCUUCCGCGAAGCAGGUCCGUGUCCCAGUUCCCACCCGGUCCGUAUGCCGCAGGUUGCGUACGAAACGAUGUGGAAUACAACGGCGUUUAAGGAUAUGUGGCCGAAAGAUGGAUCGCAGCCUUUUGUUUGGUCUUAUAUGGAUAGUAAGGGGUAUGGGACUCAUGCCGAUUAUCUCUUUGGGUGGAAAGGAGAUUCUCUGCAACGGGCUAUGAAUGAUUCUUGCAUGUUUCAUAAUUGUGGGAGUCCGGGGGUGCAAGGAAUACUGAAAACUCAGACUGUUGCUGAUAUGAAUAAGUGUGCAGUUCAGAAGAGCGUUACAGAAGAUACGGAUGGUUGGCUUUCGGAGCUUCCGGGUUAUUGA
Messenger RNA from Lindgomyces ingoldianus, 855 nucleotides. RefSeq lists its product as uncharacterized. Bases 1 to 855 code for a protein of 284 amino acids. Lineage: Eukaryota; Fungi; Ascomycota; Dothideomycetes; Pleosporales; Lindgomycetaceae. The record is from RefSeq and is a predicted model, not a curated record. The transcript has 2 exons.